Messenger RNA from Closterium sp. Yama58-4, 459 nucleotides. The record is from the annotation of a GenBank genome assembly. NCBI's taxonomy places the organism in Eukaryota, Viridiplantae, Streptophyta, Zygnematophyceae, Desmidiales, Closteriaceae.
AUGCACCUCCUUUUUCAACCCCCCUCCCAUCUCCCAGGCGUCAAGUUCAUCGACCCCUGCAUUCGCCAGUUCAGCGAUCUGCCUGCAUGGGUGGACAGGCACGAGGAGGAAUUGAGAAACAAAACCGUGCUUAUGUAUUGCACCGGAGGGGUUCGCUGUGAGUCAGCUACAGCCUACCUGCGAUCCAAGGGGCCCGGCUUCCAAGACGUGGUGCAGCUGUCAGGGGGCAUUGUGCGCUACCUUGAGGCCUUCCCAGAUGGGGGUUUCUUCCGAGGAAAGAACUUUGUCUUUGACCACCGCCUGGCAGUACCACCAGCAGCGCCGCAGCAAGCAACCAUAGGCACAUGCUGUGUGUGCACCAAACCUUUCGACGACUACAGCAGGAGGAACCGCUGUGCUGCAUGCCGCAUGCUGCUUCUCAUCUGCCCUGCUUGUGCUGAGAAUCAGGUAUGGGACUAA